Messenger RNA from Anopheles marshallii, 1872 nucleotides. RefSeq lists its product as uncharacterized. The transcript is spliced from 5 exons. The record is from RefSeq and is a predicted model, not a curated record. NCBI's taxonomy places the organism in Eukaryota, Metazoa, Arthropoda, Insecta, Diptera, Culicidae. The coding region runs from base 1 to 1872 and encodes 623 amino acids.
AUGAAUAUUACCACGAAGACGGGGCUGAUCGCUUCGCCGCGGAAGCGCAUCGUGCGUCCGAAGAAGGAGUUCGAUCCCGCCAUACUGGCCCCGUGUGCCAUUACGCGCCAGGUGCCGUUGGCAUUGCGACCCUUCGGCGGUUUGUACAACCCCUACUCGAAAGGCUGCUCGGUGCUGUGCAAUCAUCCGGCGGCGCAGGAGGUGAAAAAUGUGGUCCGACUGGCAAAGGACGCCUGGAUCACGGAGGCCAAGGUGGCUAAUUUGCACGGGCAUGGUGGGCCGGCGGGCGCGGCCACAGCGGCGAUGAUGGAUCGUACCGGUGCGGCACUGGUCGAUGCGGACGGCAAGGCGCUGCCGGGUGACAGCACCGAACUACCGGACCACGUGCCGGAGGAGUUUUUUCGGCGCUACACGGACACGGAUUCGAGACCGCUGACGCCGACACCGACGGUGGCCAGCGGUCGAACGCGUGCCAGUGUGGGCGGUUCGCAUCUGGCGCGCCGGUGCGUCACGCCGGAACCGCAGACCGCCAACGGGCAGGAGCGCAAACAGCUGAUACUGGACCUGCGCCGCAGCCACAGCCAGGAGACGCUCUACUGGAACGCGUCUUCCGAGCUGAGCCCGAGCCAGCUGCAUGACGGUGCAGGUGGUGGGCCCGCGGCCCAGUCGGCCGUCGCGGACGAUACCGGACGUACCGCGGGAAUUGGCGGCGCGGAGGACAUGAAGCUGCGUGGCGAAUCCGAUACCGAGCCCGGAUCUGGCCGGGCGCCGCCACAACCGAUGACCUGUAUCAACGCGAUGGACGAUGGGGAAGAGGACCCACCGAGGCGGCGCGGUAAGCGGCGCAAAAAGUCCAAACAGCUGACGCAAACGAUCAGCUUCGUGCCGAACCAGGAUCCGGAAACGCAGAUCGCCAAAAUUGAUCCGGACUCGCCGAACUACUCGGCCCGACCGUCGCUAGUGCCGACGGGGAAGAACCUGCUCUGCCUAGCGCAGGACCUAACACCUCCGGCCGGUUUCGGUGCGGGUGCCAAUCAGGACGGGGUGGGGCAGCCAGCCGAGGAGGAUUGUUUCCUGGACGAUGAAUCGCUGGGGUUGCUACGCCGGGGUCUGAACAUUGACAUCGUCGAGAUGAUCUUUGAACGCUAUAAAGGGCGCGCCAUCCGGGAAGCCUUUCGUACAGCAACGAUGGACAGGCUCAACUUUCAAACCGAAGCCGUAAGGACUCUGCAACGUUCGGCCAAACAGCUCAGUGACGUUGACUACGAGAAGUGGAUCGAUCUGCCCCGGAAGUACUCUAGAUCUUCAGCGCGUUUCGAGCUGCCUAUCGAUACCCGCAAACUAACCCGUAUGACCCCGAUCGAGUACCUGCACGAUUACGUUGUGCUGAGUGAUGAUCGGAAGCAGCUGUACCAUCGGAUCUUUGCGCGUAAUCUACCCCGAGAGGAACCGAAAGCGUCCGGUGUGCUGGAAAGCAUUGACAGUGACUCACUGCCCGAAACGGAAACGGGACCGAUCGAGGUAGAUAGCACGCGGAAUCUGUUGGCGGACGUGACCAGAUACAUCCCGAUGAAUUGUUUCGACAAAGCGCUCCACGAAGCACUUGGAUUUCACGGUACGCCGGAACGGAUUGCGGCUAUUCGGGAGUUGCUGGAGCUGAAUUAUGAUCCGUUCCACGAGCUGCAGAUAGACUUUAGGACGUGGUGUGGCAUAGUUGCGUUCUCGGAACGGUUUAUCAAUACGCUUGACCGUGAGCAAGAUCCUUGCGACGAGCUGGAAAUGGUUGAUUUCGAGUCGCUGGAGAGACGAGUUCGGUGGGCUCGACCAUCGGAAAGUCUCUGCCAAGUCCUGCAAAUCAUCAAAUACCAAUAA